GACGAACCGUUUGAUGAGUUGAAGCUAUACUUAGACUCCUAUGAGAAGUUUGAGGACAUGUCUCGCAAAGAGUUAUCUCACACACCAUUUCUGGUCAUUCUUCACAAAUAUCUCCUCAAAUGGAGACAACACUUGAAUCGCAGCGCAAAAGAAUUGCCCAAAACUUUUAAGGAGAAGAACGAACUAAAGAAAUUGAUUCGCGAAGACAUGGAUGCGCUGAGAGAGCAUCUGAAGAGUAAGUCAGAUGAGGAGGAAUCCAAAGAACUCGAUCUCGAGAACUUCGAAGAGGCCAUGAAAGCCAUGAACACCGUAUUAAUCGCUUCCGAUUACAUUCCGUCCGAAAUUCAGUUACUUCUCAACGACUCGAGAGUCACGUCCAGUGAAUCCAAUGACACGUCGUUCUGGCUGUUAGUCAAAGCACUCAAACAAUUUGUCGAUCAAAACAAAUGUCUGCCUCUGAGGGGAACCAUUCCGGACAUGACCUCCGAGUCGACUAAAUAUAUAGAAUUGCAACGAAUUUAUCGCUCGAAAGCCGCCGAAGACGCCGAAAGUGUUUACAAUAUCUUACAGACACUCCCUCGGGCACACACUCUGACGGUCACCGAAAGUGAAGUGAAUCUCUUCUGCAAAAACGCUCACUAUUUGCGAGUCAUCCGCACCUCACGUAUAGACACCGAACUCAGUGGCCAUCGAUUGAAACAAAUCGCCAAUACUAUCGGAAUCGCUGACGACGACACCGAAGACGACGAACUCCGGUAUUAUCUGCUCAUGAGAUUAGUCGACAAAUUCUACUCAUUUCACAACCGAUUCCCCGGUGAACGCAAUGAUGAGGUCGAGAGCGACGUCUCUGUGCUUAAGACGUAUCUCAAAGAGAUUUCCAGUGAUUUUGGAUCUAAUUCUGUAGUGAAGGACGACUUGAUCCAUGAAAUUUGUCGUUACGGCGGCUCUCAAUUGCAUUCAAUCUCUGCAUUCAUCGCCGGUUGUGCCGCACAAGAAGUGAUCAAAAUCCUCACCUCACAGUACACUCCCAUUGAUAACACGUUUGUCUACAAUGGCAUGACUUCUGUGUCCAAGACUUACAAACUUUAAAUGUAAUCCUCUGUCGGACAAUAUUGAUAUAAUUACAUAAAUUUGCAAUUAAUUAAAAACUUG
This is a messenger RNA of Oppiella nova, 1152 nucleotides long. Lineage: Eukaryota; Metazoa; Arthropoda; Arachnida; Sarcoptiformes; Oppiidae. The record is from the annotation of a GenBank genome assembly.